UAUUUUUCUAGGACAAAGAGAGAUCUUCAGAAACCAAAAAUGAAGUUCACUCUUACGUGGCGGUGCUUUGCACUGUUCCUUCUUCUACAUCAACCAAUGCCAGUUAACCCUGCCUCUUCAAAUGACACCCAUCCAACAGUUGAACCUGAGCCAUUUCUGUACGUCAUAGGACGCAAGAAGCUGAUGGAUGCACAGUACAAAUGCUAUGACCGAAUGGAACAGCUACCUCCGUACCAAGGAGAAGGUCCCUACUGCAACCGGACCUGGGAUGGAUGGAUGUGCUGGGACGACACUCCGGCUGGAGUCCUGAGCUUCCAGUACUGCCCAGAUUAUUUUCCAGACUUUGAUCCAACAGAAAAGGUUACAAAAUAUUGUGAUGAAACAGGAGUUUGGUUUAAACACCCUGGGAACAACCAGACCUGGUCCAACUAUACUAUGUGUAAUGCGUUCACUCCUGAGAAACUGCAGAAUGCAUACGCACUAUACUAUCUGGCUAUUGUGGGUCAUUCUCUGUCGAUUUUUACCUUGGUGAUUUCCCUGGGGAUUUUUAUGUGUUUCAGGAGUCUUGGUUGCCAGCGGGUGACCCUGCACAAGAACAUGUUUCUGACUUACAUUCUGAACUCUAUGAUUAUCAUCAUCCAUCUGGUUGAAGUUGUGCCCAACGGUGAGCUGGUGAGAAGGGAUCCGGUGAGCUGCAAGGUUCUGCAUUUUUUCCACCAGUACAUGAUGUCCUGCAACUAUUUCUGGAUGCUCUGCGAAGGGAUCUACCUACAUACACUGAUCGUGGUGGCCGUGUUUGCCAAGCAGCAGCACCUGCGCUGGUACUACCUCCUGGGCUGGGGGUUCCCACUGGUGCCGACCACCAUCCACGCUAUUACUCGAGCAAUCUACUUCAAUGACAACUGCUGGAUGAGCGUGGAGACCCAUCUGCUUUACAUCAUCCAUGGCCCAGUGAUGGCAGCUCUGGUGGUCAAUUUCUUCUUUUUGCUCAACAUCGUCCGGGUGCUAGUGACCAAGAUGAGGGAAACCCACGAGGCGGAGUCGCACAUGUACCUGAAGGCUGUGAAGGCCACCAUGAUCCUGGUGCCCCUGCUGGGAAUCCAGUUUGUCGUCUUCCCCUGGAGGCCCUCCAACAAGAUUCUUGGGAAGAUCUACGAUUACCUCAUGCACUCUCUGAUUCACUUCCAGGGAUUCUUUGUGGCGACUAUCUACUGUUUCUGCAACAAUGAGGUCCAGACCACCGUGAAGCGCCAAUGGGUACAGUUUAAAAUCCAGUGGCACCAGCGCUGGGGAAGACGCCCCGUCCACCGCUCCGUUUCCCGCACUGCAGCCUCGGCUGAGGAAGGCGGCAUCCCCGCUUACAUCUGCCACCAGGAGCCCAGGAACGACCCGGCCCACAGCCUAGGCGAGGAGGGUGCCGAAAUCAUCCCCUUGAACAUCAUCGAGCAAGAGUCAUCUGCUUGACUGUGAAGCCAACACA
Molecule: messenger RNA, 1480 nt
Organism: Lepus europaeus (European hare)
Lineage: Eukaryota; Metazoa; Chordata; Mammalia; Lagomorpha; Leporidae
Gene: CALCR
Product: calcitonin receptor
Exons: 12
Coding region: 40-1464 (474 amino acids)
Biological process (GO): adenylate cyclase-activating G protein-coupled receptor signaling pathway; positive regulation of cytosolic calcium ion concentration; cell surface receptor signaling pathway
Cellular component (GO): plasma membrane; axon
Molecular function (GO): amylin receptor activity; calcitonin receptor activity
Source: RefSeq, a predicted model, not a curated record